AAUCCCAGCUACUCCGGAGGCCGAGGCUGGAGAAUCGCUUGAACCCGGGAGGCGGAGGCUGCAGUGAACCGAGAUCCUGCCACUGCACUCCAAGCCUCCGUCUCAAAAGAAAAACACCCAUAUCUCAAACGAGAAAAUGCUUGCAAAUAACCUGAAAUCGCGGAACACUAUUCUUUUUAAAACGAUGUUUUAAGUAGGUCGUGAAAGUGGCCUUAAUGUUAUACUGCCUUAUUCCAGUGACAAGUAUUCAUCAUGUGUAAAAUGGGAGAAAUGAAAUGUUAUUAACAAAGAUGUGAGACAUCGAUGAGAAGAGACGGUACCCUGUCUGAGCCCCCACCGGGUCGCGAGGAUCGUUUUCCUGGUUGAGACCUGGCUACAGCGAAAGAACCCUAGGCCCGGGGAGGACUCUCGAGAUUUCAGAUCCAGGGCCGGGCUGUGCAAGUGGACAGCGCUGAAGGGGCGCUGGGGGUGGUAGGUGCAAAGUAGCCUACACGGCUCCUGCUGACGGAAUCUGUCCAUUUACGGGGACCGCCGCGGCAUACCCGCCCCAGCCAGUCGGUCCUUUCCGGAAGUUCACCGCCCUAAAUUCUUUUUCCGGUUCCGCUUACUCCUUCCGGUCACCAUGGCGACCAGGCGCCUUGGGGUCGGGGAGACGCUGGGGGCCCUCAACGCGGCCCUGGGGCCUGGCAGUACGGUAUGGAUCAAGGAGACGCGCGCCCGCCACCUGCGUUCCCGAGACUUUCUGGCACCGCACCGCGCGCUGCAGGCGCGCUUCGAUGACGGCCAGGUGCCCGAGCAUUUGCUCCAUGUCCUCGCCUGCCUGCAGGGUCCCGGUGUGGCCCCGGUGCUGCGCUGCGCGCCGACUCCUGCGGGUCUGUCUCUCCAACUGCAGCGGCCCGCGGUCUUCGAGCGCGUCCUCAGCGCCGUGGCUGCCUAUGCCACGCCCGCCUCGCCUGCCUUGCCGGGCCAGCGCGUCUUACUACACUGCCCAGCACUGCGCAGCUCCGCCUGCGCACUCCGCUUGAGCCAGCUGCGUACGGUGCUCGUGGCUGAUCACCUGGCGCGAGCUCUGCGCGCUCACGGGGUGUGCGUGCGCCUAGUGCCAGCUGUGCAAGAUCCGCACAUGCUGACCUUCCUGCAGCAACUGCGGGUGGACUGGCCCGCUGCCCCGGAGAGAGCUUCCUCCCACACCCUGAGGAGCCACGCCCUUGAAGAACUUACCUCUGCUCAUGACGGGAGGACACUGUCCCCUGGCAUCCUAGGCAGACUGUGUCUGAAGGAGCUGGUGGAAGAACAGGGCCGCACAGCUGGCUAUGACCCCAACCUGAACAACUGUCUGGUGACUGAGGAUCUCCUGUCUGUGCUAGCUGAGCUGCAGGAGGCUCUAUGGCAUUGGCCAGAGGACAGCCACCCAGGCCUGGCUGGGGCCCCAGAUACUGGUACAGACAGCUGCCUGGUUGUACAUGUUGUUAGCUGUGAGGAGGAGUUCCAGCAACAGAAGUUGGACCUGCUUUGGCGGAAGUUGGUUGACAAGGCUCCACUCAGACAGAAGCACCUGAUCUGUGGCCCUGUGAAAGUAACUGGUGCACCUGGCCCUCUGAUGACUGCCCCUGAGUACUACACGUUCCGGCAUGCCCAGGUGUGCAAGGCCUCAGCACUGAAGCAUGGUGGGGAUCUGGCCCAAGACCCAGGCUGGACAGAGAUCUUUGGUGUUCUCUCUGUGGCCACCAUCAAGUUUGAGAUGCUGAGCACAGCCCCACAGAGUCAGCUCUUCCUGGCUCUGGCUGACAACAUCUCCACGAAGGGCACAAAGAGUGGCACCUUUGUCAUGUAUAAUUGUGCCCGUCUUGCCACACUCUUUGAGAGUUACAAGUGUAGUACGGAACAAGGUCUGUACCCCACUUUUCCUCCUGUUAGCAGUCUGGACUUCUCACUACUACAUGAUGAGGGUGAGUGGUUGUUGCUCUUCAACAAUAUCCUCCCCUUUCCGGAUCUGCUGAGCCAGACAGCAAUGCUGGACUGCACAGCCCCAGGGCUCCACAUCACUGCACACACAGAGAUGAUGUGCAAGUUCCUGGUACAGCUCAGCAUGGAUUUCAGCUCCUACUACAACCGGGUACACAUCCUAGGGGUGAGCACACAGCACAACAGGUUGGGACGUGCAGAGAGGUACAGGGUAAAGACAAAGGAAGCGGAGGAUGAGACCAGUAGGCCCCUUCUCUUUCAGGAGCCUCGACCACACCGCUUUGGUCAGAUGUUCGUCCGCCUGCAGCUUCUGAAGGCUGUGCGUGAGGUGCUCCAUACUGGCCUGGCUAUGCUGGGUAUCCCUCCACUGAGCCACAUCUAAGGCCACAGAGGCUCCAAUAUUUGGGAAUGUUCACAAAGUCAUCAACUGGAAAAAAAAGCAAAAACCCACGGCCAAAAUAAAUUGGUACUGUUACAAA
Messenger RNA from Rhinopithecus roxellana (golden snub-nosed monkey), 2444 nucleotides. RefSeq names its product DALR anticodon binding domain containing 3 (gene DALRD3). Gene Ontology annotation, molecular function: arginine-tRNA ligase activity; ATP binding; tRNA binding. The transcript has 11 exons. NCBI's taxonomy places the organism in Eukaryota, Metazoa, Chordata, Mammalia, Primates, Cercopithecidae. Gene Ontology annotation, biological process: tRNA C3-cytosine methylation; arginyl-tRNA aminoacylation. The record is from RefSeq and is a predicted model, not a curated record. The coding region runs from base 623 to 2347 and encodes 574 amino acids.